Messenger RNA from Lineus longissimus, 1770 nucleotides. RefSeq names its product neuronal calcium sensor 1-like. The record is from RefSeq and is a predicted model, not a curated record. Gene Ontology annotation, molecular function: calcium ion binding. The coding region runs from base 91 to 663 and encodes 190 amino acids. The transcript is spliced from 7 exons. Lineage: Eukaryota; Metazoa; Nemertea; Pilidiophora; Heteronemertea; Lineidae.
UAUGGCGGACGGACCAAAAUUGCUGUCAAGCUGCUGAGUAAAAAAUAUUGAUAUAAAAUGUGAAUAAAACGCUUGGAUACCUCACCAAGGAUGGGGAAACCUUCGAGUAAGCUGACAUCGGGAGAAGUGAAAGAUCUGACGGCGUGCACUUAUUUUGACAAGAAAGAAAUACAUCAAUGGUAUAAGGAUUUUAUGAAGGAUUGUCCAAGUGGCUUUCUAAAGAAAGAGGAGUUCCAGCAUAUCUACCAGCAGUUCUUCCCAAAUGGUGACCCAACAAAGUUUGCUAACUUCGUCUUCAAUGUCUUUGACUCCAAUAAGGAUGGGUAUAUAUCCUUUAAGGAAUUCAUCAUUGCACUAUCGGUGACAUCAAGGGGCUCCCUGGAUGAAAAGUUAGACUGGGCAUUUAGUCUGUAUGAUUUAGACGAUGAUGGGUACAUCACAAAAAUGGAGAUGGUUGACAUCGUGGACGCCAUCUAUAGUAUGGUGGGGAACAUGCUGGAUCUUCCAAAAGAUGAAGAUACCCCCGAGAAACGAGUUAACAAAAUCUUUGCACAGAUGGACACGAAUCGAGAUGGUAAAUUGACCAAAGAUGAGUUUCGAGAAGGGUCUAAAUGUGACCCUUGGAUUGUUCAGGCGCUGACCAUGGAUGUCCCCAAUAGCUGAUGCUGUGACUGACCAUGGAUGUCCCCAAUAGCUGAUGUCGUGACGCGCUGACCAUGGAUGUCCCAAAUAGCUGAUGCCAUGACUGACCAUCAAUGCCACUGUAAAACCCUCCAUUAAAUGUUUCAUAUAUAAGUUAUAAGGGAUUCAUAAGGGAAUCAAAAUCUGUAAAGACAGGGAAAGACUUUACCCUUGGUUGGUUAUAAUUUGUAUCUAUGACUUCAAUGUCUGCUGAGUAUGUAUAUGUCGCUUAAUUGAUCUGCACUUCCUAUUAGUGCUGAUGCUUUUUGACUGCUUCAGGUUCGUUUGUGGCACACAGUAACCAGUCUCCCCUCUCUCUUUUUUAUUUGCUGCAAUAGGCUUCCAUGACAGUUAUCACAACAUGACCACUGCUAUGAUAAAAGUGCUGAUUUGAAGUUUCGAUGUCGGCAGUCCGAGACAUAAGUUCAUCCUACUGUCUGUUGUGCAGACAUAUCGUCGCUAUAUGUUAGGCAGUACUAGUUCCAGUGAGUAGAUUGGUAACCAUCUAACAACCAUCACCCUCUAGCAAUGAUUUACUUGUAUGUUGUAAAUCCCUAUAAAUUGGGAAGGCUAGAGUUUGUAGCCCCCCCCCCCUCCCCACCCCUCCCUGAUGGAUGUAUGAAAUUGUGGGGAGGGUCACUGUGUGAACCAUUGCAUCUUGUUUGAUCCCACACAAUUGAGAAAGUGCAAUGAAAGUGUUGUUUUGGGACAACUUGGUCAUCGAUCAUGUGAUUAUUAAGGUGGCCAAGAGGAUGAUGCGCUGCAUGUAGUAUCACACUACUGCUGAUCUCUAUACGUUUCACUAGUGUUGCGUGGCUGUUUGUUGACAAAGAUUGUGAAUUUCAGGUAGGCCUAUAGUGGCAUUCCAUUAUAGUGGUGUAUAUCAAAAAUUAAAGAUUGAUCAGUGAUCCUGUUAGGAGAAGUCAUGGCCUAGCAGGAAGCUGUGUUUGUAAAACCAACACACUGAUAUCCUGUGCCCAAGUUGUCCCUUUAAGAGAAAGGUAUUUUUGAAAGUGUGUUGACGCCUCAGUAUUUGUAUGUGUAGAUAUCUGAUAAUAAGUAAUCAUACAUAAUAUAUUUGUUUGUAAA